Molecule: messenger RNA, 1189 nt
Organism: Varanus komodoensis (Komodo dragon)
Lineage: Eukaryota; Metazoa; Chordata; Lepidosauria; Squamata; Varanidae
Gene: RSRC1
Product: arginine and serine rich coiled-coil 1
Exons: 11
Coding region: 1-1083 (360 amino acids)
Biological process (GO): alternative mRNA splicing, via spliceosome
Cellular component (GO): nucleus; cytoplasm
Source: RefSeq, a predicted model, not a curated record
AUGUAUGAAUUUGGUCUCGUUCACAACUUGUUAAAAUGGGUCGCCGUUCAUCAGACACUGAAGAAGAGAACAGAAGCAGAAGAAAAAAGAAACCUCGAAGGAGGUCAUCUUCAAGCAGUUCCUCUGAUAGUAGAAGUUACAGUCGUAAGAAAUCAAGAAGGAAGUCAAGAUCGCGUUCUCGAGAUCUCCAGUUUCGUUCACAUUCAUAUGAAAAGAGGCACAGACAUCGAUCUAGUAGUAGCUCUUCAUAUGGAUCCAAGAGAAAACGGAGCCGGAGCCGAUCAGGAGGACGAGGAAAAUCAUAUCGGUCUCAGAGAUCAAGAUCAAAAAGCAGAACAAGAAGAUCACACUCCAGACCUCAGCAACGUUCCUAUAGCCGAAGCAGUGAAAGGACCAGUCACAGAAGAACACGUAGCAGAUCUCGUGAUAAAGAAAAACGUAAAGGCAGAGAUAAAGAAAAGGCAAGGGAGAAAGAAAGGGCCAGAGGGAAAGAGAAGGACCAGCAGUACAGCAAAAGUGGUUACUAACUAUGAGAACGGAGAGAAGAGUUGGUUGUCCUGGCCUGUUUCUAAACUUAUGGAUGCUGGAAACGUCAAAGCUGGAUUAGAACAUCUGUCUGCUGCAGAACAGGCCAAGGCUAGAUUGCAGUUGGUUCUUGAAGCUGCUGCUAAAGCUGAUGAAGCAUUAAAAGCUAAAGAGAGGAGUGAAGAAGAAGCAAAGAAGAAAAAGGAAGAAGACCAAACCAGCCUCGUAGAGCAAGUGAAACGAGUAAAAGAAAUUGAAGCAAUUGAAAGUGACUCCUUUGUUCCUCAGACAUUCAGAUCAAGUAAAGAAGUCAAAAAGACCACAGAACCUGUGGAAGUCAAAGGUGAACCUGCAAUAGCAGAAAUGGGAAAUGUUGGUCUGACUGCUACUGAAAAAGAAACAGUGGCUGGAAGUAUUCCUACUGCUAUCAAAUACCAAGAUGAGAACUCACUUGCCCACCCUAAUCUCUUUGUUGACAAGGCAGAAGCAGAAGAACGAUGGUUCCAGAGACUGAUGGCACUUCGACAAGAGAGGCUAAUGGGUAGUCCUGUGGCCUGAGUAAAUAGCCUAUCCAAUUUCAUUGUCUUCUGUGCUAUGAAAUUCCAGUGAUAACAUUGGAUGAAUGUCCGAAUAAAUAUGGCCUAUGAAGAAAGGAAAAAUUUAA